AUGCAGUGGGGUCCUGAAUCUGAUGCAAAGUUCUUCAUGCACGUGUUGAAGAUCCACAAUGUCAAGCUUGACUACGGUGCCCUUGCUAUUGCUAUGGGAAAUGACGUAACCCCCAAAGCCCUCGUCCACCGCGUCGCCAAACUCCGCUCCAUGGCCGAAGACGCCUCCACCCCCGUCGCGGGCGCCAGUUCCGGCCUCGGCCUUCCCCAGCCCAACAAGCGCGCCCCGGCCAAGCGUGCCCCCCGCACCGCCCCUGCUCCAGCCGGCAAGAAAGCCGCCAACAAGACCCCUAACGUUGCCGGCGCUAAGCGCACCGCUGCGGGCACUGUCAAGAAUGGGAACGGGAAGGAGAAGGGUAAUGGUGGAAGCCCGUUGCAGAAUGUGUUCGCUGCGUAUAAUGGCGGUGAGGAUGAGGGGGGCGAGGAUGAAGAGGGGGAGGAGGGGAAGGUGGAGGUGCCGAGCAAGAAGGUCAAGGCUACUAUCGCUGGUGUGGCGCUUGAGGAUGAGAGUACUGAUGCCGAAGAGGGGGAAGGGGGGGUCCGGUAUGCUUGA
Molecule: messenger RNA, 552 nt
Organism: Letharia lupina
Lineage: Eukaryota; Fungi; Ascomycota; Lecanoromycetes; Lecanorales; Parmeliaceae
Exons: 3
Coding region: 1-552 (183 amino acids)
Source: RefSeq, a predicted model, not a curated record